Molecule: messenger RNA, 1949 nt
Organism: Helianthus annuus (common sunflower)
Lineage: Eukaryota; Viridiplantae; Streptophyta; Magnoliopsida; Asterales; Asteraceae
Product: CRS2-associated factor 2, chloroplastic
Exons: 6
Coding region: 54-1460 (468 amino acids)
Biological process (GO): Group II intron splicing
Molecular function (GO): RNA binding
Source: RefSeq, a predicted model, not a curated record
AUCUUGUUUUUGCUCUGCAACUGCAAUUAACCAACCACAACCACCAUUCAUCAAUGGCGAUUCUAGCUUCUCUCCCAAACCCCAACCUCUUCUCCUCCCUCCCCAACCCACCUCCACCACCACCCUCCACCACCAUCAAACCCCCAAUCCCCAUCCCCAAAUACCCUCCCCCUAAACCCCCUUCCACCCCUAACCCUAACAACCCCGCUUUCAAAACCUUCCACCGCCGCUCCAAAUACUACAAACCCAUCAAACCCGGCUCCGUCAUCUCCUCCGACGGCGACCGUUCCGUCGUCGUCGGCGACUCCGGCGUCUCCUACCAACUCCCCGGUGCCCCGUUUGAAUUCCAGUUCAGUUAUUCAGAGACCCCCCGAGCCAAGCCGAUUGCCAUUCGCGAGCCGGCUUUCCUCCCCUUCGCACCUCCUACCAUGCCCAGACCCUGGACCGGUAAACCCCCCUUGAAAAAAUCCACCAGAAAAAUCAAACUUUUUGAGUCAUCAAACCCAAACAACAACAAUAAUAAUAAUAAUAGUUCCAAACAGUUUGAAAUGUUGAAGACGUUUGAGAUGGGGAAUUUUGAACUGAAGCCGAGAGAGGAAGUGCUUGGGAAGCCGUUGAGCCGAGCUGAGAGGCAUGAGCUUGUUAAACGACAUGUUUCGAGUAACCGGCAGGUUAAUCUUGGAAGGGAUGGGUUAACACAUAAUAUGUUGGAGCUGGUACAUUCGCAUUGGCGAAGGGAUCCGGUUUGUAAAGUUCGGUGUCUUGGCGUUCCGACUGUCGACAUGCGAAACCUCUGUCGCGUUCUGCAGGAGAAGACAGGUGGUAAGAUUAUUCUUAGGACUGGUGGUGUGCUGUAUCUUUUUCGUGGUAGGCAUUAUGAUCCUCAUAACCGACCGAAAUACCCUGUGAUGCUGUGGAAGCCUGCAACUCCGGUUUACCCUAAACUCAUACAAGAAGCGCCUGAAGGGUUGACGAAAGAAGAAGCUGAUGAGUUGAGAAUGAAAGGGAAAAAACUUCCCCCGAUUUGUAAACUAGCGAAAAAUGGAGUGUAUCUUACUCUAGUGAGAGAUGUGAGACAUGCUUUUGAAGCGUCUCCAUUGGUGAAGAUCGACUGUAGAGGGAUGCAUGCAAGUGAUUACAAGAAGCUUGGUGCUAAGUUAAAGGAAUUGGUCCCUUGUGUGCUACUAUCUUUUGACGACGAACAAAUCUUGAUUUGGAGAGGCCAUGGUUGGAAAUCGAUGUUCCAUGGUGCACCUAUAUUUUCGGGCCCUACUUCAGAAAGUAUCGCAAACGAUCCUAGUUGCUCAGGUAUUUUAGGGCUCGUCGAACUACAAGCUUUUGUUUCCACGUCAUUUUUCCAGACUUUGUGGAAGUUUCGAUACGAUGAUUCAUUCAUCUUAUUUUUUGUCAUCAGAAAACUCUUACGAGUCAGAAAUAAGAUCAUCGAUUUCAAGCCCUAGAAUGACGCAGUUAUGGAGGCGAGCUAUCGAAUCAAGCAAGGCGAUGUUGCUGGAAGAUAUUGAGCUGGGGCCCGAUGAUCUGUUGAAGGUGGUCGAGGAAUUUGAGACGGUUACACAGGUUACAGAGCAUUCGUAUCCAGCGGUGAUUGUGUCAAACAAAGAAAGUCAAGCCCGUGAUCCCGAGGACGAGGAUUACUGUGAAGAUGAUGACUAUUUUGAUGAUGAAUCGGACGACGAUUAUGUUGACUUGAGUGAAAAGUCAGCUCCUCCGGGAUCGUUGCCGGUUGAUUUUUUAGCAGAGCAGCUCAGUGACGGCGAUGAUUGGAUGCCUAGCCGAAGUCGGAGAUGAUAAGGAUCCUGACUCCGAUGUGUAUAUAUGUUGGCAGAAAUCGAUCAACGAACUAUUGUAGAGCAUUGAAAAUGUAACAGAGAAACUAUAUUUACUUUAAAAAUUAUGAGAAUAUAGUUUCAAAAAAAGAAUUGACCUUA